Messenger RNA from Abrus precatorius (Indian licorice), 1441 nucleotides. RefSeq names its product protein YIPF6 homolog. NCBI's taxonomy places the organism in Eukaryota, Viridiplantae, Streptophyta, Magnoliopsida, Fabales, Fabaceae. Bases 110 to 925 code for a protein of 271 amino acids. The record is from RefSeq and is a predicted model, not a curated record. Gene Ontology annotation, biological process: endoplasmic reticulum to Golgi vesicle-mediated transport. Gene Ontology annotation, cellular component: trans-Golgi network; membrane. The transcript has 3 exons.
GAAGCUAGCUAAAAUGAGGAAAGGGCAAAGACAAGGAGCAAGACAAUAGCAUAACGUGAAGAGGGAGUGAGAGUUUUUGUUAGCUGUUGUGUGGAUCUUGGGUGUGAAAAUGUCACACAGCGAUACAAUACCCCUUCACCCAUCUUCCCAAUCCGACAUCGACGAGAUCGAAAACCUCAUCAACGCGAGCGUCCAAUCAGCACCGCCCACAGUCCCUCCGGCAAGACCCCCCAGUCCCCCACGCGCCUCCAUUCCCGUCUCCGUCUCUUCCACUCCUUCCCCCUUCAUUCCCUCCAACCUCCCUCCCCUCCCCAAAUCUUCCUCCGCCGUCCCUCCCCCACCUCCUCCGCCCCGACCCGACAUCGCCUCCUCCGGAUUCGGACCCGCCCCUAAUACCCUCACCGAACCCGUAUGGGACACCGUGAAACGCGAUCUCUCUCGAAUUGUGAGCAAUCUGAAGCUUGUUGUGUUCCCUAACCCUUACCGUGAGGAUCCCGGUAAGGCCCUUAGGGAUUGGGAUCUCUGGGGUCCCUUCUUCUUCAUCGUGUUUCUCGGCCUCACCCUCUCUUGGUCUGCCUCUGUCAAAAAGUCUGAGGUUUUUGCUGUUGCAUUUGCUUUACUUGCUGCUGGCGCUGUAAUUUUGACAUUGAAUGUACUGCUUCUGGGCGGACACAUUAUUUUCUUUCAGAGUCUGAGUCUGCUGGGUUAUUGCCUGUUCCCUCUGGACGUUGGUGCAUUAAUUUGUAUGUUGAAGGACAAUGUCAUAGUGAAAGUGGUUGUGGUGUGUGUGACAUUGGCUUGGAGCUCUUGGGCAGCAUAUCCUUUCAUGAGUUCUGCAGUCAACCCUAGGAGAAAAGCUCUUGCGCUCUACCCAGUUUUUCUCAUGUAUGUAUCUGUUGGUUUUCUCAUCAUUGCCAUUGACUAAAUGCAUCAAUGCUUGUGAUUUCUUUUUUCCGAUAACCACUUGGAAUCUGCUUCUGAAUAGGAAUUUUUGUUUGAUGAUACCUUUUUUUUCAAUUCUUUUCUGCCUUUCUUUUGUGCCGGCCCCGCUUUUUUUUGGUUUAAAAUUUGGCUAGAUAUAUUUGGAGACAGACAGACAGUUGUAUAAUAUACGUGGAAAGUAUAUGAUGGGAUCAAACAUGCUGCCAGCCAUCUCGUUUAAGUAUUGUUUUCCCGUCCUGUGUUAUAUGUUAUUUUAAUAUGUGAAUGUAAACCGAUAGGAUUGAAGGACCCAAACAAAUAGAUUAUUUUAUAUUUUGGCUACAUGCUGGCAACUUUGCAGAGUAUGUUACUCUUAUAAACAUACCACCUCACAUUUUAAUGGUUUUCAUUUGAUCAUCUGUUUUUCACACUUAUUCUUUGAUUCUACCACUGAGAAAAGUGUGUGAGAUGUAACCCAUUAAUGGAUGCGGAGGAAGGUUUUUCCAACUUAGUGGAUUCU